This is a messenger RNA of Oryctolagus cuniculus (rabbit), 3945 nucleotides long. It is a transcript of the gene ABCG5, whose product is annotated as ATP binding cassette subfamily G member 5. NCBI's taxonomy places the organism in Eukaryota, Metazoa, Chordata, Mammalia, Lagomorpha, Leporidae. The record is from RefSeq and is a predicted model, not a curated record. Gene Ontology annotation, molecular function: ABC-type transporter activity; ATP hydrolysis activity; ATP binding. Gene Ontology annotation, biological process: cholesterol efflux; cholesterol homeostasis; transmembrane transport. Gene Ontology annotation, cellular component: plasma membrane; ATP-binding cassette (ABC) transporter complex; apical plasma membrane.
AUGGCCAAAUCCCAGGCCUCACGAGGCACUCUGGGGCCGGGCAGGGAGCAGACCGGGCGGCCUGCCACUGGCUCCUCAGCUGCAGCGCUCAGGGUGGGUCGGGCCACCACACAGCUAGCCGGUCUUUGCUGCCUGCCGGCCAUGAGUGAAUUCCCACGGGAAACCCCAAGGGGGUCCUCAGCGCUCCAGGUAAACGGGAGCUCCCAGGGCUGCCUGGAGGAGGUGCCUGCAGCCACCCCCGGGUCCCGGCACAGCCUGGGCGUGUUCCACGUCUCCUACAGCGUCAGCAAUCACGUCGGGCCGUGGUGGGACAUCACAUCUCGCCAGCAGCGAUGGAACAGGCAGAUCCUCAAAGAUGUGUCGCUGUAUGUGGAGAGCGGGCAGAUCUUGUGCAUCUUAGGGAGCUCAGGCUCAGGGAAGACCACGCUGCUGGACGCCAUGGCCGGGCGGCUGUGGCGCAAGGGGACCUUCCUCGGGGAGGUGUGCGUGAAUGGGCGGGCGCUGCGCCGGAACCAGUUCCAGGACUGCUUCUCCUACGUGCAGCAGAGCGACACCCUGCUGAGCAGCCUCACCGUGCGCGAGACGCUGCACUACACCGCGCUGCUGGCUGUGAGCCGCGGCUCCCGCGACGCCGUGCACAAGAAGGUGGAGGCGGUCAUGGCAGAGCUGAGCCUGAGCCACGUGGCCGACACACUGAUCGGCAGCUACAGCUUCGGGGGCAUCUCCAGUGGCGAGCGGCGCCGGGUGUCCAUCGCAGCCCAGCUUAUCCAGGACCCCAAGGUCAUGCUGUUUGAUGAGCCGACCACAGGCCUGGAUUGCAUGACUGCCAAUCAGAUCGUGGUCCUCCUGGCCGAGCUGGCACGCAGAGACCGCAUCGUGAUCCUCACCAUCCACCAGCCCCGCUCCGAGCUCUUCCAGCUCUUUGACAAAAUCGCCAUCCUGACCUACGGGGAGCUGGUGUUCUGCGGCACGCCGACGGAAAUGCUGGAUUUCUUCGACAGCUGUGGUUACCCGUGUCCAGAACAUUCAAACCCUUUUGACUUCUAUAUGGACUUGACAUCGGUGGACACCCAAAGCAAGGAAAGGGAAAUAGAGACCUACAGGAGAGUCCAGCAGAUUGAGUGCGCCUACAAGGAAUCAGCGAUUCAUCACAGAACCUUGGAGAAUAUCAAACAAACCAAGCAUUUGAAGACGUUACCAAUGAUUCCUUUCAAAACCAAAGAUCGUCUGGGAGCGCUCUCGAAGCUGGGCGUUCUUUUGAGGAGAGUGACGAGAAACUUACUGAGGAAUAAGCAGGCGGUGACGAUGCGCCUUGUUCAGAAUCUGAUCAUGGGUUUGUUCGUCAUUUUCUACCUUCUGCGGGUCCAGAACGAGGUGCUCAAGGGUGCGAUCCAGGACCGCGUGGGCCUCCUGUACCAGUUUGUGGGCGCCACACCGUACACAGGCAUGCUCAACGCCCUGAAUCUGUUUCCUGUGCUGCGAGCUGUCAGCGACCAGGAGAGUCAGGACGGCCUGUACCAGAAGUGGCAGAUGCUCCUGGCCUAUGUGUUGCACGCGCUUCCCUUCAGCAUCGUCGCCACCCUGGUUUUCAGCAGUGUGAGCUACUGGACUCUGGGCUUAUACCCGGGGGUUGCCAGAUUUGGAUAUUUCUCUGCUGCUCUCUUGGCCCCCCAUCUAAUUGGUGAAUUUCUAACUCUUGUGCUACUUGGCUUCAUCCAAAACCCAAACAUAGUGAACAGCGUGGUGGCUCUGCUGUGCAUUGCCGGGGUGCUGGUUGGAUCUGGAUUUCUCAGAAACAUAGAAGAAAUGCCCAUUCCCUUUAAAAUCUUCAGUUAUUUUACAUUCCAAAAAUAUUGCUGUGAGAUUCUUGUAGUCAAUGAAUUCUAUGGAUUGAAUUUCACUUGUGGUGGCCCAAAUGGUUCUAUGAUGGCUCAUCCAAUGUGUACCUUCACUCAAGGAAUUCAAUUCAUUGAGAAAACCUGUCCUGGAGCAACAACCAGAUUCACAAAAAACUUUUUGGUUUUGUAUGCAUUUAUCCCAGUUCUCGUCAUCCUAGGAAUAGUUGUUUUUAAAAUAAGGGAUUACAUCAUUAGCAGAUAGUAUCGAAUAAUCCUGGGAAGAUGGAACUGAAGCUGCUAGAUGUGUGUGACUGCCUUGAAUGUCUGGAAUAAGACGCCAAGUAUUUCCUUCCUGAUGGGAUAUUUUAAGUCUUUUAACCAUUAAGACUCCAUUUGUGAAGCUGGCACUGUGCGUAGCAGGUAAAGCUGCUGCCUGCAGUGUUGGCAUCCCAUAUGGGCACUGGUUUGAGUCCCAGCUGCUCCACUUCCAAUCCAGCUCCCUGCUAAUGUGCCUGGGAAAGCAGAGGAAGAUGGCCCAAGUCUUUGGGCACCUGCAUCCAUGUGGGAGAUCAAGAGGAGGUUCCAGGCUGCUGGCUUCGGAUCAGCCCAGCUCUGGCCAUUGCAGCCAUUUGGGGAGUGAAUCAAUGGAUGGGAGACCUCUGUCUCUCUCUCUCUCUCUCUCUCUCUCUCUCUACCUCUACCUCUACCUCUUCCUCUCUGUAACUCUGCCUUUCAAAUAAGUAAAUAAAUCUUAAAAAAAAAAGACUCCAUUUAUGCCUCUUGGAUCCACAUAGGCCUUGAAUGCAAUGGAAAUGGUUCAUAGUCCCUUGCUGUCUCAACCUGCAAGGACAUGUGCCAUUUGGAAAUUAUGAGUGAGCUGGUCCAAGAAUAUAAGUAAUAAUAAUUGAUAAAUCUACAGAAGACUAGUGUGCCUGUUUUCUUUCCUUGUUCUAGACAUAGAAAAAUAGGUCAGUUUAACAACUUAGGCUUAUAUUUGAUAGACGAUAAAAGCAGCAGCAGGUUUCAAUGAUUCUGACUAGAAGUAACAGAUGAAGAGUUGUGAGUUUAACUGAAGCAAAGCAUCAUGCAGAAGUGGGUGAGAAUGCUUUUGUUAUUAUUUAAAACCCAUUUUUUCACAUGCACACAGUCACAGGAGGGCCCCAAGUUACCUGAUUGCAUGGAGUUUUUGAACAGAGGUUUGAUGAGGAACAGCCCUGAUACUGAGCGCCCAGUGAUUUUAUGGAAGGUUGAAGUAAAAACUGUAGGAAUGGGCUGAGUGGUGAACAAACCUCUGGUGAUGCCUUUAAAGGUUAGUUUGUUAUUCUUCACUUUCAAUUAGUUUACUUAUGAAAUUAAAAACAAACAUUACUAGACAAGAUGUAUGCAUUGAGAAAUGACUUCUUUAAGGUUUUAGAGCAGCUGUUAUUUCAAGUCCAUUUAGAAAAAAUUCUCAACUGACACAACAUUUACACUAGGAAGAGUAGGAUUACCCACUAGGAAUUCACAUUCUUGAACUUGUGAAGAGAAGAAUCCUGACAAAUACAAGUACAGACACCUAUAUUACAUAUUUCCAGGGCUCAAAUGAUAUAUAUAUAUGUUAUUAAAAAUGGGUUCUCCACCAAAUGACUGAUUAUCUUUCUGAUUAAUCUUCGUGUAACUCAAGUUCAACUCUGAAAUGAAACUGUCUCAAGGUUACCAUGGUAACUUUGACGAGACUCUAGAAGCCAGCAUAUGAACUUGUUCAGUAACUGUGACCUAUGUUGUAAAGAAUAAUAAAUUAUAGCACUUGAAAUGUCUCACAUGAUAGUAGGAAAGAUCAUUUCAUUAAGGAAGCCACAGUAAAAUUCUAUUUCAUAGAACACUAUUUAAGGAUCUGGAGACAUUGGUAAAUUACCAGAAUAGCACUGUCAAUUUUUAUAAAAGGUCUUUGACACUGAUGAUUAUGGUAUAAUAGUUACAUAAUGCCUUACAGAUUAUAUAUGUCACAUCAGUUAUAGACAAUCCUGGGGAGGAUAAUCUAUUAAAGUAGUUCAAAGAGAGUCCCACAGGAACCUCUUUUGAAAUCACUGAUUUCAACUUACUAAAGAUAUGGGUGUACAAUGUAAGU